UUGUUUGGUUCUGAAGUAGUUCGCCUUUGCUGCGAUUUUCUUCAGCUCCUCUUGGAAAGAUAACAACUGUGGUGAAGUCAGUGUGAUCAAAUUCCUUAAGUACUUUUGUGAUUAGAAGUAAAUCGGCAAAGUUCUAACAUGGCCUCGUACGGAGCGUGGGUGGCUGCCCAAUCAGCAGGCAGUGGAAUGGUCAACAAUCUAACCGUGGUGGACAGAGUUCCGGCCGACAUGCUGCACAUGGUGGACGCCCACUGGUACCAGUUCCCACCGAUGAAUCCGCUGUGGCACUCACUGCUGGGCUUCGCCAUCGCCGUCCUUUGCUUCGUCUCGCUGGUCGGCAACGGAAUGGUCAUGUACAUCUUCACCAACACCAAAACGCUCCGAACCCCAUCCAACCUGCUAGUGGUCAAUCUAGCCUUCUCGGACUUCCUGAUGAUGUUUACCAUGGGACCGCCAAUGGUGAUCAACUGCUACUACGAGACCUGGGUCUUCGGUCCCUUCGCAUGCGAGGUCUACGGCAUGUUUGGAUCACUCUUCGGCUGCGUCUCGAUCUGGACCAUGACUAUGAUUGCGUUUGACCGUUACAAUGUCAUCGUAAACGGCUUGUCAGGCAAGCCUCUGACCAACAACGGUGCCUUGGCUCGUAUCCUCGGAGUUUGGGUUUCUUCCUUGUCAUGGACUUUGGCUCCUCUCUUCGGCUGGAACCGAUAUGUUCCGGAAGGAAACAUGAGCGCUUGUGGAACUGACUAUCUUACCGAUACCUUCAGCAGCCGUUCGUACAUCCUGGUGUACUCGAUUUUCGUAUAUUUCGCGCCAUUGUUCCUGAUCAUCUACUCUUAUACCUUCAUCAUCAAGGCCGUGUCUGCCCACGAGAAAAACAUGCGAGAACAAGCCAAGAAGAUGAACGUUGCCUCCCUACGUUCGUCCGAAGCCCAGAACACCAGCACCGAAAUGAAGCUGGCCAAGGUCGCCCUGGUCACAAUUUCGCUGUGGUUCUUGGCAUGGACACCGUACCUAAUAAUCAACUACACUGGAAUCUUCAAGACCUCGCCAAUCACUCCCCUGGCCACAAUCUGGGGAUCGCUGUUCGCCAAAGCCAACGCCGUGUACAACCCGAUCGUGUACGGAAUCAGCCAUCCGAAGUACCGUGCUGCCCUGUACCAGAAGUUCCCAUCGCUGUCUUGUACGGAUCCGGCUGACGAUUCGCAGUCGGUUGCUUCCGCUACAACUGCCGUUGUGACUGAAAAAUCGGAAUCUGCCUAGAGUGUUUGAUGAUGUUAAAACGGUUAAUUUUUAGUGAUAGACUUGUUAAAUAAAGUGAGCAAUUUAUAUUUACUUCA
Molecule: messenger RNA, 1340 nt
Organism: Armigeres subalbatus
Lineage: Eukaryota; Metazoa; Arthropoda; Insecta; Diptera; Culicidae
Product: opsin-1-like
Exons: 1
Coding region: 139-1263 (374 amino acids)
Biological process (GO): visual perception; G protein-coupled receptor signaling pathway; cellular response to light stimulus
Cellular component (GO): plasma membrane
Molecular function (GO): G protein-coupled photoreceptor activity
Source: RefSeq, a predicted model, not a curated record